Messenger RNA from Siniperca chuatsi (mandarin fish), 2598 nucleotides. It is a transcript of the gene acss2l, whose product is annotated as acyl-CoA synthetase short chain family member 2 like. The transcript has 18 exons. Gene Ontology annotation, molecular function: acetyl-CoA synthetase activity; AMP binding. The coding region runs from base 162 to 2180 and encodes 672 amino acids. NCBI's taxonomy places the organism in Eukaryota, Metazoa, Chordata, Actinopteri, Centrarchiformes, Sinipercidae. The record is from RefSeq and is a predicted model, not a curated record.
GGGUCUUAUGCAUGCUGAACUAUGUUGCUUCAGUACAGGAGGCCUUGUAGUGUUCUUACUUUACCCAGGAGGAUCCAGACAGAGCUGCAGUGGCUCCAGAUUACCCCAUUUUCUGACUCACCCUCAGAUGCUUUAGGUCCAUCUGUAUCUGUCCUUCCACAAUGGUUGUUCCUGAAUCUCAGGACAAAAUGUACUACCCUCCUGAUGACUUGAAGAGGGUUGCUCAUGUGCCUGAUUUUAACUCCUAUCUGGCACUGUACAGGAAGUCUCUUGAGAAUCCAGAAGCUUUCUGGAAAGAGGUUGCUGAUGAGUUCUUUUGGAAGAAGCCAGCAACAGGACCAAUGAUGCAGUACAACUUUGAUGUGACAAAAGGGAACAUUUAUGUCAAAUGCUUAGAAGGGGCCAAAACCAACAUGUGCUAUAAUGUCCUGGACAGGCUUGUGAGGGAGAGGAAUCUUGGUGAAAAGGUUGCCUAUUACUGGGAGGGGAACUCACCUGAUCACCACAUGACCAUCACCUACCGCCAGCUGCUGAGCCAGGUCUGCCGCUGUGCUAAUGUACUCAAGCAGUUGGGUGUGAAAAAGGGAGACAGGGUGUCUAUCUACCUUCCCAUGAUCCCAGAGCUGGUCUACACUAUGUUGGCCUGUGCAAGGAUAGGUGCGGUUCACUCCAUUGUGUUUGCAGGUUUCUCCUCUGAGUCUCUGUGUGAGAGGAUUAUGGAUGCGCAGAGCAGCGUCCUGGUGACAGCAGAUGGUGUUUAUAGAGGAGAGAAGCUGAUCAAUCUGAAACAGAUUGCGGACAAGGCUCUGGAGAAGUGCAGGGAAAAAGCGUCAUCUAUCACUAAAUGCCUCGUCGUCAAGCACCAAGCACUGAGGACAAAAAGCGGCGCUGCAUGCAACAAACUACAGACCCCCUGGGACUCGGAGUGUGAUGUGUGGUGGGAUGAGGUGAUGAGAGACUCUCCUGAAGAGUGUGAACCCGAGUGGCUGGAUGCGGAGGACCCGCUGUUUAUCCUCUACACCAGCGGCUCCACUGGCAAACCCAAGGGUGUUCUCCACACUGUUGCCGGGUAUCUGCUCUUCACAUCGCUGACCUUCAAGUACGUUUUCGAUCAUCACCAUGACGAUGUGUACUGGUGCACCGCAGACAUCGGCUGGAUCACCGGCCACUCCUACAUCACCUACGGCCCCCUUGCAAAUGGUGCCACAAGUGUCCUGUUUGAAGGUAUUCCAGUUCACCCUCAUGUCGGCCGGUUCUGGGAGAUUAUUGAGAAGUACAAAGUGACCAAGUUCUACACAGCUCCUACAGCCAUCCGCCUGCUGAUGAAGUACGGACGGGAACCGCUGCAGAAGUACGACCUCUCCAGCCUGAGGAUUCUGGGUACUGUUGGUGAGCCGAUCAACCCAGAGGCGUGGCAGUGGUACCAUGAGGCUGUCGGUCAGGGCAGAUGUCCCGUGGUCGACACUUUCUGGCAGACUGAGACCGGAGGUCAUGUUUUGACUCCUCUGCCCGCUGCCACGCCACUAAAACCAGGCUCUGCUAGCUUUCCUUUCUUCGGGGUAGAGCCCACAAUCCUCAACGAACAUGGGGAGGAACUGGAAGGCGAGGCUGAGGGUUAUCUCGUAUUCAGGAGGCCCUGGCCUGGAAUAAUGCGCACUCUGUACAGAAACCACGAACGCUUUGAGAACACCUACUUCAAGAAAUUCCCGGGCUUCUAUGUAACUGGUGAUGGCUGCAGGCGGGAUAAAGAUGGCUAUUACUGGAUAACAGGAAGAAUAGACGACAUGCUGAAUGUGUCAGGCCACCUGAUGAGCACAGCGGAGGUGGAGGCGGCUCUGACGGAGCACCCGGCCGUGGCGGAGUCUGCGGUGGUGAGUCUGCCUCACAAGGUGAAGGGCGAGUGUCUCUACUGCUUCGUCACCCUCAAAGACAGCAGGGAGUUUAACCACACGCUGGUGGAGGAGCUCAAGAGACUGGUGAGAGAGAAAAUCGGACCAAUCGCUACACCAGACUUCAUUCAAAAUGCUCCAGCACUACCGAAAACUCGCUCAGGGAAGAUCAUGAGGCGAAUCCUCCGGCAGAUCGCCCGCAACGAGAAGGACCUGGGUGACCUUUCAACCCUGGCCGACCCGAAGGUGGUGGAGGAGCUGUUUAGCCAGAGAUGUGAAGCUGCAGCCUGAACAAACAACUCACUCCCCUCUCUCUGUCUUGCUCAUGCUAUGCAGCGGUACAGAUAAAGACAAUCACAAAAUGCUGGUUCUGGAUCAGCGUCUGGGUGUUUGUGUGCACUCUUUGGGACUGAAUGAAGGGGCUGGGAUCAGAAAAUUAUUUAAAAUUGUUUUAUGUGGAGAAAAGAAAAUAGAAAACAAUUGAAAUGUAGACGUACUGAUAUGGGGCUGUUGCUGCUUUGCAUUUGGGCCAAAAUGUCAAACAAACGACGCAGAAUUACUAUCUUUUAUAAUUUAAUCCCAUGACUCAUAUCGUAAAUAUUGAAAUAGAAAAGUCAGCUUUGCACAGUUUGUUUUUGACUGACAACUGAUGUAUAUUUUCAAUCUGUGAUACAUUUCUAUGUCCUGAGAAUAAAGUGUUUAAUCUGUU